AAAAAAGAGAUAGACUCUUCAGUUCAGUUUCUUCUUCAGCUAACAGAAAAAACCCUACCAAAGCUUGGGUUUAUAGUUUUUAUAUUAGUUGAUAGAUACAAUUGCAGAGCUCCUUCCCUGAUUCUCUUCUAGUAGUCAUGAUGUCAUUGUCUGUUCCUCACUCACUUCCUCGCUCGCCGCCACUCCGUUCGAACCCACCAAGAACUGCUCCCUCGUUCAGUCGAUUUCCUCUCUUCCGAUGCUCAGCCAAUCUCAGAGCCUCCAAAAAUAGCCAAAAUUCGAGAGUCAAUGCUCGCUUCAAUGCCCCUCGUCUCCCAGUUGCAGAGAAGUUAGAAGUGGAACGUUUUGCGAGCAUUUCUUCCUCAAGUAGUCGAGAAACAUCUUCAGUUGGUGUCAACCCUCAAAUCUCAGUACCACCCCCACCCUCAAAUAUAGGGUCGCCUCUAUUUUGGAUUGGUGUUGGUGUUGGGCUUUCAGCACUAUUUUCUUGGGUGGCUACAAACUUAAAGAAAUAUGCAAUGCAACAAGCUUUUAAGACUUUGAUGGGCCAAAUGAAUACACAAGAUAGCCAGUUCAACAAUGCUGCAUUUCCUCCAGGUUCACCUUUUCCAUUUCCAUCAGCUCCAGCAUCAGGGCCUUUUGCCUCACCUUUUCCAGCUACUUCCCAACAUUCGACAGUAGACGUAUCUGCAACCAGAGUAGAUGCAGCACCAGCAGCACCAGCCUCAUCAGUCACACAAGCUGCGCAAGCCACACCAGCUACACCAACCAUACCAGCCACCCCCGCCACUGAUGCCAACAAUGACACAGAACUAAAGAAAAAGUCGAACAGCUUUGCUUUUGUAGAUGUUACUCCAGAAGAAACUGAACAAAAGAGUCCUUUCGAAAGUAGCUUAAAAGAUGUUACUGAAAUAGGUUCAUCUAAGGAUUUCCAGAAUGACGUGAAAGUUUCUCAGAAUGGAGCUGCUUUUAAGCAGGGGUUUGGUGCCUCCACAGGGUCCCAAUCUACUGGAAAAGCAAAUUCUCUAUCAGUGGAAGCUUUGGAGAAAAUGUUGGAAGAUCCGACGGUGCAGAAGAUGGUUUAUCCCUAUUUACCAGAGGAGAUGAGGAAUCCUUCCACUUUCAAAUGGAUGCUACAAAAUCCACAAUAUCGCCAACAGCUGGAAGACAUGCUAAAUAAUAUGGGCGGAAGCAAUGAAUGGGACAAUCGUAUGAUGGAUUCAUUGAAAAAUUUUGAUCUUAGCAGUCCUGAGGUUAAGCAGCAGUUUGACCAAAUUGGGCUUACACCUGAGGAAGUCAUUUCAAAAAUAAUGGCCAAUCCUGAAGUUGCUAUGGCAUUUCAAAACCCAAGAGUUCAAGCAGCCAUCAUGGAUUGUUCACAGAACCCGCUCAGCAUUGCCAAAUAUCAAAAUGAUAAGGAGGUUAUGGAUGUUUUCAAUAAAAUAUCAGAACUCUUCCCUGGGGUGUCUGGCUCACCUUGAUUCUAGUCAUGGAUGCUGGUUUCUGGGUUUAAACAUACUUGUUAUUUAUCAUGGAAGAGUAAAGGGUGUAGAGCUUUUCCAGUCCUGCAAAAAAUGAACAUGCUUCUUGUUCUCAUGCCGAUGCGUUGCACGCGAUAGGCUCAUAUUACUGCCCUUACUACCCUGUUUGGAGAUAUGAGUUUGACACCCUUGUAGUCUAUUGGAAGAACUAAAAGUUUCAUGUUGCUUCUGGUGGAAACAAAAUGUAUAUUGGUGUUUGAGAAUCUGUCUAGCAGGAUUUUGUAAUGUUGGUUUUGGCAGCUGUGUUCAAAGUUUUAUGUAGUAAACUGUGAGCAAUUCAACUCAAUAAAUCGGUAGGGUUUAUGAA
This is a messenger RNA of Prunus avium (sweet cherry), 1848 nucleotides long. It is a transcript of the gene TIC40, whose product is annotated as hydroxyproline-rich glycoprotein family protein. Gene Ontology annotation, biological process: chloroplast organization; protein import into chloroplast stroma. Lineage: Eukaryota; Viridiplantae; Streptophyta; Magnoliopsida; Rosales; Rosaceae. Gene Ontology annotation, cellular component: chloroplast inner membrane; chloroplast thylakoid membrane. The record is from RefSeq and is a predicted model, not a curated record.